CUGAAACUGUAGUUCCAAACAAAAGUUUUAGUUGUAAAGGAGUUUUCAGACAACAAGGAAUUCAACUGAAUUAUAAGGCCCUUUUUCAUUAUUACCGGACUGCUAAUAUUAUAUAGUUAUUAAUAAUAUGGCGAGCUACUGUUUAUUUUGGAUGGCAUUGCUUAAGAAUUAUUGGGACUCGAUCGGUAAUGAUUUUGUUAUUUACCUGUGGACUUUAGCUGUGACUUUCUUAUGGAUUUACUGGAUAUUUUGUGUUUCAAUUGUAUGGAAAAAGGAUCUGGACAUCGAAAAACAUUCAUUUUUAAGAAAAACAGAAAAUGUCAUUCGAUACAAUCCAAAACGAGAUACAAUAAAUCGGUUAAGAAAAGUAAAAGUUAAAAAAAUUGUGGAACUGCCUCCCCCUUAUCCAAAUGGUUGGUAUGGUAUUCUUAAAUCGUCUCAGCUUAAAGCUGGGGAAGCAACUUGUGUAUCGUGCUUGGGGGAAGAUCUAGUCAUCUUUCGCACACAAAAAGAUAACGUUUUUAUCCUGGAUGCAUAUUGCCCGCAUUUAGGAGCUAAUUUGGGUAUUGGGGGAAGAGUUGUUGACGACUGUGUUAUAUGCCCUUUUCAUCAAUGGAGUUUUCGAGGGACAGACGGCUUAUGCAUCAAUAUUCCAUAUAGCACAUCAGUUCCUAAAGGAUCAAGGGUAAAAAAAUGGAUUUCGCAGGAAGUGGACGGAUUUAUUUUUAUUUGGUAUCAUGCUGAACCAACAGAAUUACCUUGGGAUCUGCCUUCACCUAUGGGAGAGGUUGACAAUAAAUUUAUCUAUCAUGGUCACAAUGAGUUUUACAUUAAUUGCCAUAUUCAAGAAAUACCGGAAAAUGGCGCUGAUAUUGCGCACUUUAAUGCUAUUCAUAAAAAUAGCUUUAUUAAUGACAGAUGGGUUAAAAAAAUAAGUUCAUUUGGAUUCGGAUCUCAUCAUUGGAGAGCGAGGUGGUCUCCAUUUGUUGGAAAAUUAAAAUACUUGGCGGAAGUUAACCUAAGUCAUUCAUUGCAACUGUUUGGAAAGUUUUGCUGUUUUCGUAUGGAAAUUUCUGGCAAACAGAUUGGACCGUCUUGUGUGUGUCUUGAAGUUAAUUCAAAUACAUUUGGAAAGAUUAAAGUUUUUCAAUAUAUUACACCAAUCGAGCCUUUGUUGCAAAAAGUUGUUCAUCAGUUUUAUGGUCCUCGUUGGAGUGCUCCACUUAUGAAAAUUUUUGUUUACGGAGAAAGUGUCAUGUUCGAACGUGAUAUUAACAUAUGGAAUCAUAAAGUACUUCAUCGGAAUCCUAUCUUAGCUAAGGAAGAUACAUCGAUAAAGAAGUUUAGGCUGUGGUUCUCCCAAUUCUAUUCGUCGAACAGCAAAUCAUAUUCUGAAGCAACCAAUAUUGGUUGGUAGCUAAAUUUGUACUGAAAUUUAAAGUUUCAUUAAACGAUGGCUAAGUAAAUACUGUGUCUCGAAGAAAAUAGAA
Messenger RNA from Drosophila santomea, 1490 nucleotides. It is a transcript of the gene nvd, whose product is annotated as cholesterol 7-desaturase nvd. The coding region runs from base 128 to 1417 and encodes 429 amino acids. Gene Ontology annotation, molecular function: 2 iron, 2 sulfur cluster binding; chlorophyllide a oxygenase activity. Gene Ontology annotation, cellular component: chloroplast. The transcript is spliced from 7 exons. Gene Ontology annotation, biological process: chlorophyll biosynthetic process; cholesterol metabolic process. The record is from RefSeq and is a predicted model, not a curated record. Lineage: Eukaryota; Metazoa; Arthropoda; Insecta; Diptera; Drosophilidae.